UAGACAGCACCACUGUGUUUACCCUCACCACCCCUCACCCAGAACAGUGCCUGAACAGGAGUUCACACUGAUGUAUUCUAUUGCCCGUAUGUCACCAUCUCCCAACCCUCUCUAUUGUUUCAACAAAAAAAGCUCUCCUCUUGCCAGUGACUCCUGUUUAUAGCUUUUUUAAUGCUCAUCUGAUGAUUGAUGUAAUUUCUGUUUCUGUGGGUAAAUGCGACAUAAGCGUAAUGUUGAUGUGUUGGUUUUUAAUCCACGUUUUUCAUUUCCGUUGAUAUACAGUGGGGCAAAAAAAGUAUUUAGUCAGCCACCAAUUGUGCAAGUUCUCCCACUUAAGAUGAGAGGCCUGUAAUUUUCAUCAUAGGUACACUUCAAUUAUGACAGGCAAAAUGAGAAGAAAAAAUAUCCAGAUAAUCACAUUGUAGGAUUUUUAAUGAAUUUAUUUGCAAAUUAUGGUGGAAAAUAAGUAUUUGGUCAAUAACAAAAGUUUCUCUCAAUAAUUUGUUAUAUAUCCUUUGUUGGAAAUGACAGAGGUCAAACGUUUUCUGUAAGUCUUCACAAGGUUUUCAUACAAUGUUGCUGGUAUUUUGGCCCAUUCCUCCAUGCAGAUCUCCUCUAGAGCAGUGAUGUUUUGGGGCUGUUGCUGGGCAACACGGACUUUCAACUCCCUCCAAAGAUUUUCUAUGGGGUUGAGAUCUGGAGACUGGCUAGGCCACUCCAGGACCUUGAAAUGCUUCUUACGAAGCCACUCCUUCGUUGCCCGGGCAGUGAUUUUGGGAUCAUUGUCAUGCUGAAAGACUCAGCCACGUUUCAUCUUCAAUGCCCUUGCUGAUGGAAGGAGGUUUUCACUCAAAAUCUCACGAUACAUGGCCCCAUUCAUUCUUUCCUUUACACGGAUCAGUCAUCCUGGUCCCUUUGCAGAAAAACAGCCCCAAAGCAUGAUGUUCCACCCCCAUGCUUCACAGUAGGUAUGGUGUUCUUUGGAUGCAACUCAGCAUUCUUUGUCCUCCAAACACGACGAGUUGAGUUUUUACACUACGCCGUCCCUGGCGGCAUAGUGUGUUACUAAUGGUAGGCUUUGUUACUUUGGUCCCUGCUCUCUGCAGGUCAUUCACUAGGUCCCCCCGUGUGGUUCUGGGAUUUUUGCUCACCGUUCUUGUGAUCAUUUUGACCCCAUGGGGUGAGAUCGUGCGUGGAGCCCCAGAUCGAGGGAGAUUAUCAGUGGUCUUGUAUGUCUUCCAUUUCCUAAUAAUUGCUCCCACAGUUGAUUUCUUCAAACCAAGCUGCUUACCUAUUGCAGAUUCAGUCUUCCCAGCCUGGUGCUGGUCUACAAUUUUGUUUCUGGUGUCCUUUGACAGCUCUUUGGUCUUGGCCAUAGUGUAGUUUGGAGUGUGACUGAGGUUGUGGACAGGUGUCUUUUAUACUGAUAACAAGUUCAAACAGGUGCCAUUAAUACAGCUAACGAGUGGAGGACAGAGGAGCCUCUUAAAGAAGAAGUUACAGGUCUGUGAGAGCCAGAAAUCUUGCUUGUGUGUAGGUGACCAAAUACUUAUUUUCCACCAUAAUUAAAAAAUAAAUUCAUUAAAAAUCCUACAAUGUGAUUUUCUGGAUUUUUUUUCUCAUUUUGUCUGUCAUAGUUGAAGUGAAGCUAUGAUGAAAAUUACAGGCCUCUCUCAUAUGUUUAAGUGGGAGGACUUGCACAAUUGGUGGCUGACUAAAUACUUUUUUGCCCCACUGUGUAUAUAUAUAUAUUUUUUUUUUACAAUGUUUGUUAAUAUGGUGAAGCGGUUUGACAUGUAUAGCUAAAGUUGAACCGGCAUUAAGAAAGAAAGUGAAAUCUUAAAUGUUUAUGCUGCCAUCGCUUUGGUUGCUAUUAGUAUCGGCGUGCUGGCAGGAGGAAAAAAAGCUGUCCUGUAAACGUCCACACCAAGCUUUUCGUCAGGUCAACAGAUCCAAAGCUUAAUUAAUUGCGGUCAUUAUUGUUAAUAUUGUAAAUAUUUUAAGUUGGACAGACUAUUUAUUCAUUGAGCGUUUUUGUGAAGCACAUUGAGUGACAAUCAUGUUUUUUUGGGGACUUUUUUUGCAUAAUGUUGACCAGAUGUAUUGUAAGCCUUGUAUUUAUCUUGUAUGGAAGAAAAAAAACUACUCAAACUUACAAAUACAUACAUAUCUAUUGAUAUGUGUUUUUUGUGUGUUGUGCAGAUUUUAUUCUCAUCCAUUUUUAGCUAGCAGUGGCUAAAGUUUGAAGUGGCUGUUUAAAGAAAUCUGAGCCAUGGAUUAUUGUUCUCCUGGCUCAUAGACUACAUUCAGAAAUAUGAUCCAUGGAUUACAGUUUCUCCUGGCUCAGACUACUUUCAGAAAUAUGAUCCAUGGAUUACAGUUUCUCCUGGCUCAUAGACUUUCAGAAAUAUGAUCCAUGGAUUACAGUUUCUCCUGGCUCAUAGACUACUUUCAGAAAUAUGAUCCAUGGAUUACAGUUUCUCCUGGCUCAUAGACUUUCAGAAAUAUGAUCCAUGGAUUACAGUUUCUCCUGGCUCAUAGACUACUUUCAGAAAUAUGAUCCAUGGAUUACAGUUUCUCCUGGCUCAUAGACUUUCAGAAAUAUGAUCCAUGGAUUACAGUUUCUCCUGGCUCAGACUACUUUCAGAAAUAUGAUCCAUGGAUUACAGUUUCUCCUGGCUCAUAGACUACUUUCAGAAAUAUGAUCCAUGGAUUACAGUUUCUCCUGGCUCAUAGGCUACUUUCAGAAAUAUGAUCCAUGGAUUACAGUUUCUCCUGGCUCAUAGACUACUUUCAGAAAUAUGAUCCAUGGAUUACAGUUUAUCCUGGCUCAUAGACUACUUUCAGAAAUAUGAUCCAUGGAUUACAGUUUCUCCUGGCUCAUAGACUACUUUCAGAAAUAUGAUCCAUGGAUUAUAGUUCUCCUGGCUCAUAGACUACUUUCAGAAAUAUGAUCCAUGGAUUACAGUUUCUCCUGGCUCAUAGACUACUUUCAGAAAUAUGAUCCAUGGAUUACAGUUUCUCCUGGCUCAUAGACUACUUUCAGAAAUAUGAUCCAUGGAUUACAGUUUCUCCUGGCUCAUAGACUACUUUCAGAAAUAUGAUCCGUGGAUUACAGUUUCUCCUGGCUCAUAGACUACUUUCAGAAAUAUGAUCUAUAUCCUUUGAUCCAUAUCGGAAGACCAUAUCCUUUGUACAUUGGCAGAAAUAUAUUGAGGCAAGAAACUACGAGACCCAGCAUGCAACAGCAUGUGAUCUCACCAAAUAUUUCCUCAUUUAACCCCACUCUGCCUCAUUGGGAUAAUUAUGGGAGAUUGUCAGUAGUCAGUUCUCUCCUCGCUGGUGGCGUUCUACAGUUUCAAUGUGACGUUUUAUUCUGUAACAGUGAAUGGAAUCAUUGCUAUAAUAUGAAGUUAAAUGUACUGCAAGUAUAUAAGGCACCGCAAGAUGGCAGCAGAGACCAGAACCUUUAUAAACCCAUUGUCAAUGAACCCAUGCAAGGUGAGAUUUAUGCGCCCAUGUCUCGUCUGCUGCUGACUUUCUGUUUGGAACUGCUUUGUUUCGAAUUGCAAAUUCAUGUCAAUAAUAAAUAUGAUACCUAUAUAUUUCUAAAAAGGCCAAUAUGAUGUGUACCCACAGAAGGAUCUGCACACGUUCUCAGUUAAACCUCAAGAUUUAGUUGUGACACUCAUAACACAUCAUGCGCGAGUUACCUUUCUUGACAUUUCUACAUGACAUAAAUUGCUGUCAGAGUGCCAUCAUAACGGAAUUGAUAGUAGAUUCUCCAGUCGUUGUAAUCUUUGAGAGCCAAUGAAUUUCGUGCUUCUAAAAACGGUGAAUAAACCGUAUCCAACCGCAGCUCAAGAAGAGGACAGAGACCCUCCUUUCUGCGUAAGCGCAACCAACCAACAGUGGGCAUUCAUUAAUAUUUCUUUGGGAGUGAGGUAUUGUAUACAGAUGCGUGACUACUUUUCGCGAAAUAGUUUUUUAUUUAAACGAGCUAAUUGCAGGUGCAAUUGUGGUCCUUGUUGUUUUUAACAUAGCAUUUGAGAUCUGUUCCAGUUUUUGAUCAUUUUGAUGUAGUGUCGCUGCUAAAAGAUGCCGCAGCCGAAAUCCCGAAAAAUCGCCGUCCUGGGCUACAGAUCCGUCGGUAAAUCCUCCUUGACAAUACAGUUUGUGGAAGGCCAGUUUGUCGACUCAUAUGACCCAACCAUUGAAAACACGUUUACAAAGAUGAUCACAGUGAAUGGUCAGGAGUACCACCUGCAGUUGGUGGACACAGCUGGACAGGAUGAAUACUCCAUUUUCCCACAGACCUACUCCAUAGAUAUCAACGGAUACAUUUUGGUGUAUUCUGUCACGUCAAAUAAAAGUUUUGAAGUAAUAAAAGUUAUCCACGAAAAAUUAUUGGAUAUGGUGGGUAAAGUACAAGUACCCAUCAUGUUGGUGGGGAACAAGAAAGAUCUUCACAUGGAACGUGUAAUCAGUUGUGAAGAAGGCAAAGCACUGGCUGACUCGUGGAACGCAGCAUUCAUGGAGUCCUCUGCAAAAGAGAACCAGACGGCGGUGGAGGUGUUCAAGAGGACCAUCCUGGAAGCGGAGAAAAUGGAGGGGGGAGCCCCCCAGGGCAGGACGUCCUGCUCCCUGAUGUAACCAUCCGCCUCGGGCCCUCGCAACCCGUACCCAACCACAGCACUGGACACUGGGAAAUCCCUCUACUUGAAGUGGCUAACAGCCUGUUCUCCCUCGAGAAGCGUCUUCUUUUUUUCCCUUUUAUUUGUGUUUUUUGGGGGGAAGGACAGAGGAAGACUUUGACAUUAAGAGUAAUUAUCCAUCCCAGCUUAGAGUACACUCGUAUCACCCCCCCUCCCCCCCUUCUGUCUUCCCCUUCUUCUGAGAAACUAAACAUGGUGAAAUAUCGAGCCUUACUUCUCAUUUAAAGCCUGUAAUCUCAUUGCUACCUGAGCCCCCCCCCUGCCUUCCUCUUGAAAAGUUUGUAUAACAACGUAUUUCAUAAAGUUAUUAUUAUGGCCACUACAGUUGGCCAGCAUUCAUUCACUAGUGUAGUGAAUGUUGAUUCCCUUUUUUUUGUAAUCAUUAAAUCUGCAUAUUGUUUCACUACA
Molecule: messenger RNA, 5123 nt
Organism: Oncorhynchus keta (chum salmon)
Lineage: Eukaryota; Metazoa; Chordata; Actinopteri; Salmoniformes; Salmonidae
Product: GTP-binding protein Rheb
Exons: 8
Coding region: 4099-4653 (184 amino acids)
Biological process (GO): small GTPase-mediated signal transduction
Cellular component (GO): plasma membrane
Molecular function (GO): GDP binding; GTP binding; GTPase activity
Source: RefSeq, a predicted model, not a curated record